Molecule: messenger RNA, 3599 nt
Organism: Lucilia cuprina (Australian sheep blowfly)
Lineage: Eukaryota; Metazoa; Arthropoda; Insecta; Diptera; Calliphoridae
Gene: Smg6
Product: telomerase-binding protein EST1A
Exons: 13
Coding region: 213-3293 (1026 amino acids)
Biological process (GO): nuclear-transcribed mRNA catabolic process, nonsense-mediated decay
Cellular component (GO): telomerase holoenzyme complex
Molecular function (GO): protein binding; telomeric repeat DNA binding; telomerase RNA binding
Source: RefSeq, a predicted model, not a curated record
GUUGGUGUAACCACUUCGUGGUGGUUUGACUAAUAUCUGUUUUUGUCGUGUGGAAUUUUAACUUUUUAGGAAAGCGUACAAAAUAAACAACAAAUAACAAUAAAUUAAAGAAGUUUUCCAAAAAUUAUUGUGUGCGUAAUUAACAAAUUACUACAAACUAAAGAAACACAUCAAAAAAACAUAAAUGCAGUUGAUGGCGUUUUGUUUAAAAUAUGAAUCGAAAGGGAACGCGAGAACAAAAUGAUAUUUCGAUAAUCAUCGGGAAUUUGCCAAAACGACUACAGGAAAAAAUUAUCACGCGCGAAGGGAACAACAAUAGCAGCAUUAACGGCGGAAGCGGUAUAAAUAACGCUACGAGUGGCGGAAGCACGGAUAAUGUAUUUAUUGGAAGUGUUAGUCGAAGGCAGGAGGAGGUGGGAAAACCAGCAAUAUGCAAGCCACCAGAGUGUAUUACAGAAACUUCCAACUCUAAUGGCAAUGAGGUAACUUCCAUUGAUUACUUUUUACGUAUGUCCGCCAAAAGCAGGAAUGUAGAAGAGAAAGUGGAGAUCGUUAGACCCGUUUUGGAAGCCAGCGGGUCAAUAACGCAUCCAAUAAUGCCAGCGGAAAAGCAAACAAACAUAGCUAUACCAGGACUUAUACGUCUCAAUGCUGAGGAUGCUAAAAAAUUGAAUGAAUGCAGUCAGGAUUCAAGAAAUGGUUUGCGUAACCAUGAUAGACGUAAUCGCCAUCAGACCAGACAAGAACUAUUAUCAUCUAGAUAUGAACUACCAAUGUCUCCUGUUAGACAGGUGCAAAAACUUAACCAUCCCCUGUGGUUUAACGCAUUAGUGGAUGAUGCAAAUGCAAAACGUUUGCCUCAACUCUUCGAAUGUCUACAGAAUACUAUGAGUCAUAAUCUAGUAAUAGAGAACUGGUCAAAUUUACACACCAUAAGACAAGAACUUCAGGAUAUUUUUAAGAACCUAUUGCUAAAUAAUCUUAAAUUUUGUUGUGAACAAAAAGUUGAUUCAUUCUUUUGGAAAAUACUCUUCUAUAAUAUGAGAGAACAUUUAAAACAACAACAGAAUGUAUCCAAUGCCAUAAACUACAUACAAAUGAUCAUAACUGAGGGUAUAGAAUUCUAUGAAGAUAUUUAUCAACAAAUCUUGGAGAAAUAUUUAACAAAAGACCCAAAACAACAAAUAUCAAUUAAAAAUCAACAGCGUUCACAACAUAAAUUAGACUUAAUGGCCAGAGUAACAGCACAGAAGUUAUUAAUUUAUUUGGGCGACUUGUGGCGCUAUAAAAUCAAAGAUUUACAGGGUCAGAAUUAUGAAGAGGCGGCUAAAUACUAUAAACAAGCCCAAGCAUUAGUGCCAUCGAAUGGAGUGCCAUACAAUCAAUUGGCUAUAGUAGCAAUACACAAUCGUAAAAAACUUGAUGCCAUUUAUUAUCAUAUGCGUAGUUUAAUGUCUUCCAAUGCCAUACCCUCGGCCAAAGAAAGUCUCUUGGUGUUAUUUGAUGAAAUACGUAAAAAGUAUGAAGAAACUGAAUUGAAAUCCUCCCCUCUACACUAUAAUUACAAUAACAAUCAUCAGUCUUCAAAAUCUAUGCGCAAAGAAGUGUGGAUUUAUCCAGACGGUGUGCGUCGUUUACAUCGCACUGACCUUAAUGGCAAUAAUAAUUAUAAAAUGAUUAUAAAUGAAGAGAAACGUUUUAGAGAAAUGACAGCAGAAGAGCUUUUGAGACGCAUUACUUCUUUAUAUUUAUAUAUAAUUGGCAAACUUUUUACCGGAGUUGGUAUGGAAACUAUACUGGAACAUCAACGUAAAUUAUUGUUACAAUUAAGCGUUUUAUUGGAAUAUGAACCUUUGGCCAUUACCAGAAACAGAUUAAUGAAAAUUUUAGCUUUGAAUAUAUUUGCUAUAGAACACAAUCUAGAUAAAGAUACUCGACGUUAUCAUGCAUUUAAUUUUUGCAAUCAAGUUUUUGGUUUAAUACUACGUAAAUCUCAUGAACUUUUACAUACAUUAAACACCAAUCCUGAAGAAUUUCAAGAUGAACACUUUUUGGACUUGAAUACAACCUUGCAAUAUAAUCGAAUUUAUGCAUUAUGGCUUAAACAUCAUAUUAACAUAUGGGAACCCAUUAAGAAUGAAGAUCAUAUUUUCAUAAAUUCCUGGCUAGAGCUAGAAAAACUUUUCAAUAUUUUACAACAAGAAAACCUAUUGAAUGUAACACAUCCCAACAACAUUAUAUAUGAAGAAGAUAUAUUUUUUAAGGGUUUUACUCCGUUAGCUUCAAUAAUACCCAAAACAAAUAGAGAUUCAAGUUCAGAUGAGAGUUUACAAUUAAAAGGCCGUCUUAAAGUUCUUUUAGAUUUUCAAACAACUUAUGAUGAAAAUCGAAAAUGUUUGGAAAAUCUUACAACAUCUCAUUUUAUUAAUGAAGAUUUAAAUUCGGAUAUUAAACAGGCUCUAGAUGAUUUACAAAGUGAGCAGUCAACUAAAUCAGAAGAUGGUGAUGAUGAAAAUGACGAUAGUGACGAGUGUAAUGAGGACAAUGUCACAGAAACUAUUGUGGCCAAUGAUGAUAUAGAGAAAUCUUUAAAAACUAACACUUUAAAAUUGUGUUUAACUACGAAACAGGAAGAUAAUCAAUUGUCUCAUCUUUCUAAACUCAAAAGAGAACUGGAAGCUAAAACUCAUGUUAAGAAAAUGUAUCACAACAAAUUGGAGGAAAUUCUUAAAUUUGUGGAUACUAAAGUCUAUAUAGAGGUGCGACCGAAAUACCUGCUACCAGAUACUAACUGUUUUAUUGAUUGCUUAGAAGAUUUUGAACGUAUUGUAAAUGAAUUCAAACGUUAUACACUAGUUAUACCACUAACGGUGGUAAAAGAAUUAGAUGGUCUAUCGAAAGGUGUAAAAGUUGACUCCUAUGAAGAAUCGUUACAAAAACAACGUAUACAUCACUAUGAUGAUGUUUCAACAAGAGCUAAAAAAUCUUUGGAUUUUAUAAAAACUGCAAAAAGUCAUGUCAAAUGUGCCACUACCAAAGGUUCUAUUAUAAAUGCCUCAUUAUUCGCUUUAGUUGAAGAGGAACAUGUUUCGAAUGAUGAUAAAAUAUUAGCUACAGCUAUAGCAUUAUCUAAAACUAUGAGUUCGGAAACCAGUAAAGAUGGUAAAUGUUUUAUACAAACUGAAUUGGUGCUUAUAACAACCGAUCGUAAUUUACGUGUUAAAGCUUUAUCACGUAAUUUGGCCGUCAGUGAAUUGCCUGAAUUUUUACAAUGGGCUAAAGACUGUAAUUGAUUGUGCAAAUGAGUGCUUCGUAUUUUUUUUUUUUUUUCAUUAUUUUGUUCUUAAAAAGAAAAUAUCUUAAAUUAAAUCAAAACAACAAUCCCAUCAAAAAUGUGCUCUUUGAUCUUUGUUUAUUGAUUUUAUAUGUAAAUUUAUAUAAAUUUUUACAUGCAUAUUUUAACUAGUGGUAUAUUUUACAUGUAGAGUAUGUAUUUUCGGUCGACUGGUAUACAAAUUUAUCAUCAAGGGAAAAAAAAGAAAUUUUUGUAUGUGUGUUCUAUUUACAUGAAAUGUAUUAAAAAAAAAAUUAAAUUGUUU